Vitis riparia (riverbank grape) is the source of this 4639-nucleotide messenger RNA. Its product is annotated as disease resistance protein RPV1-like. Gene Ontology annotation, molecular function: ADP binding; protein binding. The transcript has 5 exons. Lineage: Eukaryota; Viridiplantae; Streptophyta; Magnoliopsida; Vitales; Vitaceae. Gene Ontology annotation, biological process: defense response; signal transduction. The record is from RefSeq and is a predicted model, not a curated record. Bases 197 to 4534 code for a protein of 1445 amino acids.
GAUGUUGGUCCACUGGCACAAUUGAAAAUCGAAAUUCAGCCUCAAAGUUUUAGGUGGAAUCAAUCUUUUCCGUGGAAAACGCAGCGGCAAGAAAGGAACCUCCGCGGCUCCACCCACCGAGUACUCUAAUACAAGCAUUCAUUUCUUAGGAAAGAUCUAUACCACUCUCGCGUUAGUACUGUUACCAAAGCCGAAGAUGACGACCGACGCCGUUUCAUCCACGCCGACAGCUUCAACUCCGGCAGUCAGACGCCGGUGGGACGUGUUCCUCAGUUUCAGAGGCGAAGACACUCGCGGCACCUUCACCGACCGUCUCUACACCCGUCUUCAGCAUAAAGGCGUUCGAGCCUUUCGAGACAACGAAGGCUUGAACCGAGGUGAUAAGAUCGAUCGUUGUCUACUCGACGCCAUCGAGGACUCUGCGGCUUUCAUUGCUAUUAUUUCACCCAAUUACGCUAACUCUCGUUGGUGCCUGGAAGAACUCGCCAAGGUCUGCGAGUGCAACCGGCUCAUUCUUCCCGUUUUCUACAACGUGGACCCUUCGCACGUCCGGGGACAGAGGGGGCCUUUCCUUCAACAUUUUAAAGACCUGGAGGCACGGUUUGAUGAAGAGGAUGUUUCGAAAUGGAGAAAAGCUAUGAAAUAUGUUGGCGGACUCGCCGGUUUUGUUGUCAAUGGGUUUGGCGACGAAGCAGAUGUGAUUCAAACUUUGUUGAAUAAUGUUUUGGCUGAAUUGAGCAAGUGGAGCGGUGUGGCUGCCUUUACUGUUGGACUCGAUUCUCGUGUAGAAGAAGUGUUGGAGUUGUUAGACCUUAAAUCCAACAGCAUCAGAGUCUUAGGACUUUAUGGACCAGGUGGGGUUGGUAAAUCAACCCUUGCCAAGGCUCUUUAUAAUAAACUUGUCGCCCACUUUGAAAACCGCAGUUUCAUUUCAAAUGUCAAAAAAUAUUUGGCACAAGAAAAUGGUCUGCUAUCUCUCCAAAUCAAACUCAUUGGGGAUCUUUCCGGUAUGGCUUCACAUGUAAAUGAAGUUAAUGCUGGUCUUGUUGCCAUCAAAAGCAUAGUCCAAGAGAAGCGAGUACUUAUUAUAUUAGACGAUGUUGAUGAUGCAAGCCAACUCACGGCAAUUGCUGGCAGGAAAAAAUGGAGAAAAUGGUUUUAUGAAGGAAGUAGAAUCAUUAUCACUACUAGAGAUAGAGAGGUUCUGCAUGAGCUUCAUGAGAACGAGCUCUAUGAGGUGAAACAGUUGAAUUCCCCUGAGUCGCUACAACUUUUUAGUCACUAUGCAUUAGGGAGAGUGAAACCCACCCCAGACUUCCUUCCUCUGUCCAAACAAAUUGUAUCUCUUACAGGAGGACUGCCCUUGGCUCUGGAAGUAUUUGGUUCUUCUUUGUAUGAUAAGAGGAAAAUAGAGGAAUGGGAAGAUGCUCUGCAAAAGUUAAAAUGGAUAAGGCCCAUGGAUCUUCAGGGUGUCUUAAAGAUAAGUUAUGACGGGCUGGAUGAACAGGAGAAGUGUAUAUUCCUUGAUAUUGCAUGUUUGUUUAUUAAAAUGGGAAUGAAGAAAGAAGAUGCCAUUGAUAUAUUGAAGGGUUGUGGUUUCCGGGCUGAGAUAGGAAUAAAGGUACUUGUUGACAAAUCUCUCCUUAAGAUUGCAGAGGACUAUACUUUGUGGAUGCAUGACCAGCUUAGAGACAUGGGAAGACAAAUCGUUCUCCAUGAAAACCAUGAAGAUCUUGGAAUGCGUAGCAGGCUGUGGGAUCGCAGUGAGAUUUUGCGUGUCUUGCAGAAUAACUUGGGAUCAAGAUGUAUUCAAGGUAUGGUCCUAGAUUUUGUAAGUGAUAUCUUUAUGAAGGAUUCUGCUGCUGCUUGGGGUCGCUUUAGAGGAACACCCAAUUUCACCACAGCAGUUACAUGGCUAAAGGAAACAUAUAAGGAAUAUUUUCAACAUGCAGCAGAGAAAGAGAGGGAAUUGAUACUUCAAACUAAGUCAUUUGAAUCCAUGAUUAACCUAAGGCUGCUUCAAAUCGAUAAUGUACAAUUAGAAGGAGAAUUCAAACUCAUGCCUGCAGAACUGAAGUGGCUACAAUGGAGAGGAUGCCCUUUGAAAACUCUUCCUUCUGAUUUCUGCCCUCAAGGACUUAGGGUCCUAGAUCUUUCCGAAAGCAAGAAUAUUGAGCGACUGUGGGGCGGCAGAUGGUGGAGGUGGCACAAUAACAAGGUGGGUGAGAACUUGAUGGUCAUGAAUCUCCAUGGUUGCUGUAAUUUAACUGCCAUUCCAGAUUUAUCUGGAAAUCAAGCCUUGGAAAAGUUGAUUCUUCAGCACUGCCAUGGCCUAGUUAAGAUUCAUAAGUCAAUCGGGGACGUCAUUAGUUUACUUCAUUUGGACCUGAGCGAAUGUAACAACCUUGUUGAAUUUCCAAGUGAUGUCUCUGGGCUGAAAAAUCUCCAUACCCUUAUCCUCUCUGGUUGCUCCAAACUGAAGGAAUUACCAGAGAACAUAAGCUACAUGAAAUCUUUAAGAGAACUCCUUCUUGAUGGAACUGUUAUAGAGAAGCUACCUGAAUCUGUACUCCGUCUCACAAGACUUGAAAGGCUUAGUCUAAAUAAUUGCCAGUCAUUAAAGCAAUUACCUACAUGCAUAGGCAAGCUGGAAUCCCUUAGAGAACUUUCAUUUAAUGAUUCUGCUUUAGAAGCAAUACCUGAUUCCUUCGGAUCUUUGACAAACCUUGAGAGACUAAGUUUGAUGAGGUGUCAAUCCAUCUAUGCAAUUCCUGAUUCUGUCGGCAAUCUCAAAUUGUUGACAGAAUUUUUAAUGAAUGGUAGCCCAGUCAAUGAAUUGCCUGCUUCUAUCGGUUCAUUAUCCAAUCUGAAGGACUUAUCAGUUGGUCAUUGUAGAUUUCUGAGCAAAUUGCCUGCUUCAAUUGAAGGAUUAGCUUCAAUGGUUGAGCUUCAGUUGGAUGGGACAUCAAUCAUGGACCUACCAGAUCAGAUUGGUGGAUUGAAAACACUUAGGAGGCUUGAGAUGAGGUUCUGUAAACGUCUUGAAUCAUUGCCAGAAGCAAUUGGAAGCAUGGGGUCUCUUAAUACUUUGAUCAUUGUGGAUGCCCCCAUGACUGAGUUGCCAGAAUCCAUAGGGGAGUUAGAAAAUCUCAUCAUGUUAAAUUUGAACAAGUGUAAACGGCUACGCAGAUUGCCAGAUUCAAUCGGGAAUUUGAAGUCAUUGCAUCACUUGAAAAUGGAGGAAACUGCUGUUAGGCAACUACCUGAAAGUUUUGGGAAGCUCACAAGCUUAAUGAGAUUGUUAAUGGCAAAGCGGCCUCAUCUUGAGCUGCCCCAAGCCCUUGGACCAACAGAGACAAAAGUCCUUGGUGCAGAAGAGAAUUCGGAGCCCAUUGUACUUCCAACUUCUUUCUCAAAUCUCUCCUUGUUGUAUGAAUUGGAUGCUCGCGCUUGGAAAAUAUCUGGUAAAAUUCCUGAUGAUUUUGAUAAGCUGUCAUCGUUGGAGAUUUUGAAUCUUGGUCGUAAUAACUUCAGCAGUCUUCCGUCUAGUCUGAGGGGCCUUUCCAUUCUCAGAAAGCUUCUUUUGCCCCAUUGUGAAGAGCUCAAGGCUCUCCCUCCACUUCCCUCAAGUUUGAUGGAGGUGAAUGCUGCAAACUGUUAUGCUUUGGAAGUUAUAUCUGAUCUGUCAAACUUGGAGAGUUUACAAGAGCUGAAUCUUACAAACUGUAAGAAAUUAGUGGAUAUUCCAGGCGUUGAAUGCUUGAAGUCAUUGAAAGGUUUCUUUAUGAGUGGUUGCAGUUCAUGCUCUUCCACGGUAAAGAGAAGACUCAGUAAGGUUGCUUUGAAGAAUUUGCGCACUUUAAGUAUUCCUGGAAGCAAUAUCCCAGACUGGUUUUCUCGCAAUGUUGCCAUUUUCUCAAAGCGCAAAAACCUUGUAAUCAAAGCUGUGAUUAUAGGAGUUGUGGUCUCUCUCAACCAUCACAUACAGGACGAAUUAAGAGAUCAACUUCCCUCAGUCCCAGGCAUCGAAGCGAAGAUCCUUAGAAUGAACAGACAGAUAUUCGGCACCAUGCUGGACUUAACAGGAGUACCAAAGACGGAUGAAGAUCAUCUAUACUUGUGUAGAUAUCGUGAGUUUCACCCCAUAGUCUCUAUGCUGAAAGAUGGCGAUAAGAUACAGGUGACAAUGAGAAAUCCACCGAUGGUUAAAGGGGUAGAGCUGAAGAAAUCUGGGAUUCAUCUGAUUUUCGAAAAUGAUGAUGAUUACGAUGAAGAUGAGAGAUCAUUUGAUGAAAACCUACAAACUGUAUCAGAAAAAAUAGCAAGAUUUUUUGGUCCUUCUGAAGGAGGUAAUAGCAUCUCUGACUCCAUAGAUGAGGUCGAACAAGAAAAGCAGGAAAUGGGAAUGAAAGAGGAAUGGAAGGAAGAGAAGAAGGGCUGUGAUGGUAGCCAUAGAAGUUCAUUUCUUCUUUUCUUCUUCAUUGCCCUUCCUUCCUUCUUUCUGUUGUUGAGUUGGUCGUGGACACGCGGCUAGUGUUGGUUUUCUUUCAAGUGCCUUGUUGGGUUCCCCACGUUUCCUAGACUGCUUGUCAGUGUAAAUUAUUUAUAAUAUUUUAUCACAUUAAUUUUCAUACUAAAA